UCUGUUUUCACAUACACGCGCCUCUUUUUGUUGCAUGGGGAUCAUUAAGCCCGUCCGGAGGUUCAACACGAAGGAUGGAUUACUUAAUUAGACAGAAAGGAUGCUGGGAUACUAACGCCCCAGGGUUUACUUGCAAAUCCUCCGUAUUCAACAUACGUGUAGGAGAGGAGGUUAGCGGAAGGAGCUUAUUUCUGGGAGAGUAUUGGUCUGUGUCGAGGAGGUCCACUCUUCUGCCUGACCGUUCAACACGAAAAGGACAGCUAGAGUUAUAUGUUAAGGAUUGCCUCGAACUAUCAUGUAUGGGCAAAAUAGUCAAUUUCACGCUUGAUCCAAACUUUUGUCAGCCAAAUUCGAGAAUUAGCCAAUUUUUCUCUAAGACACUUUUGAUGAGAUGGAAUUGUGUUGAUCUUUUUACAAAAUUUGUAUAUAAUGAGAAGCCUAAUGUGACACCACAAGAAGUAUUAGAUAUUUAUAACCAGAGUCUUAUUGACAUUACUACAAUCAAAAAUAUCAAUUGUGAUGUCGUUCAUCAUGUUCGCAAAAUUCAUGAGCAGAAUCAAGCAAAAUGGUUGAAAACCAUUGGGGAUUCAUUACUAGAUAUAAGAAGGUUACAGGCAAAAAAAAGAAAAUCUGACGUUUAUGCUGAUUGGUAUAGUGAGGUCGACAAAGAAAGUUCAUCUAAGAACCGACACCAGAAUGAUGAGUUGGAUUCCUCGUCCGAGAAUACUCCGACUACAUGUGAUGAAUCAGAUGGUGAUGUUAUAGUACUAAAGCGUAAAAAAGAUGAUGAUGCUAAUGAAAAAGAGGAUAUAGUCCCUGCUAAUGAAGAUGCGGAUAAGAGUAAACUAUAUGAAGAACUGGCUAACGAUGUGGUGAAACAAUACAUUACAUCAGAAAGAUUGGAAGAUAUUUGGAGAACUGUAAUGAAGCGUUUAGAAGAUAAAAGGAUUAGAGUACAGUCAAUUGAAUCUCGUAUUAUAGAUCUCACCAAUUGGACAAAUCUGGAGUGGUCCAGGAUAUUGAAGCAUGAAGACAAAAUUGCAUUAAUGAAAUCGUUUAAUAAAAAAUUGGAAAAGGAAAGAAUAGACCAGAAAGUUUUGGAUUUUAUCGAUAAUCCAUCAAAUAGCUUGAGAAAUUUAAACGAUUUACAAGAGUGGAAAACUAAAAUUUCAACUAUUGGUUCCGAAGAUGCUAUAUUGGCAUCUGAAAUAAUUUCAUUCUUUCAUAAAUGCUGUCGCCGUGAGAUCAAUAUUUUAACAGUUCCGCUCAGGGAACGCGAUUAUACAUUAGCGAUCUUAGGUCCAUUACUUGGAGAUUUAUUGCAAGAAUUUAAUAUUGGACAAUUCGAAUUAUUUUGGAUUGAAAAAAUAUGUAAUGCGACCAAUUCCCGAAAACGAAAAAGUCUUAACGCUGAAUAUAUAGAAUUAAACAGGGAUACCACUAAAUUAGACAUGUCUUUGGAGUUUCGAAACUUUAAUAUUGAAAUUAUGACAGUGGAAGUUGGAAACACCGAGAAGAAGAAAGAUGAAUUGAAGUUGCAAUCCGAUCAUACCGCCAUAAAAAUUGAACUAAAAGAUAUGAUAGAUGAUUUUUAUAAUAAACUUCAUUUUAAUAAAAAAGAUUUAGCGGACAUCUAUACUAUUGGAAUUCAAGUCACCGGUCAUCACUGGUCUAUUUAUUCUUUAUCAUAUGAUCAUGAUUUAAAUUUUUAUUUUUUUACGGAAUUGGCAACAUUGGAUGUACCAAAGACUCCCUCAACGAUGAGAGGCCUCUUACCAACGUUUAUUAAGACUUUACUUGGACUUCGACAUACAUUGCUGGCACUUAACGAUAAAAUUUUAAGCAUCACAAGUGCACGUAGAGAACGUAAAUCAACGCCCUCUCCACCCUCAUCACCACCACAUGAAACUUCCGAAACUCCUAAG
This is a messenger RNA of Funneliformis mosseae, 1925 nucleotides long. Lineage: Eukaryota; Fungi; Glomeromycota; Glomeromycetes; Glomerales; Glomeraceae. The record is from the annotation of a GenBank genome assembly.